AUAAACAGUAAUUCUUGCUACUUUGAACUUUGUACCUCAAAACAAACUCUGAUUGGUCUAUGUUUGACCAAUCAGCUUUGUUUACAAGAAUCAAUCAGAGGGAUACAAGUGAACCUUGAGAUUUGUCAUUCAUUCUUAAAACAGGACAGCUACAUGCGGUCAUCAUGAACAGAGCAUGGACUUUGUUCAAAUCCCAUCCAUACAUCCCUAAUGUGCUGGGAUACACAACCCUGUUUGCCACAGCGGACCUCAUUCAGCAAACCAUGAUGGGAAAAGCUCAGGACAAAGUGACAGAACAACACAAACCAGAUAGAAUGGGACAAGAUCCAUCUAAGAUGUCCACUGAAGGAGUAACUGUGGCUGGAGAAGCAAAGACAGAUGAUCUGACUUGGUAUAAUACCAAAAUAAGUGACCCAGAAGGCAAUAAAAAAGCCUCGGAAGAAAAUGAAACAUCAGCUCCAGUCCAACAUGUUCCACAGCUUCACGGCAUCGACUGGGCCCAGACCGCUCGGGUGGCACUGGUUGGGUUCUGUUUCCAUGCUAACUUCAAUUACCAUUGGCUACGAGGACUGGAGAGGAUGUUUCCGGGGGGAGGGGCCAAAAGAGUGUCACUCAAAGUGUUUCUAGACCAGCUGUUUGCAGCCCCUAUGACAAUAAGUGCUUUCUACAUUGGGCUGAGCGCAUUGGAGGGUGCAGAGGAUCCCCUUGAAGACUGGAAAAAUAAAUUCUGGACCUCUUAUCAGACUGGAGUGGUGUACUGGUCAGCAAUGCAGGCUGUGAACUUCUCCCUGAUCCCGCCAGUGGCUCGUACGGUUUUUGUUGGAGGAGUCGCUCUUGGCUGGACUGUCUUCUUGUGUCAUUUCAAGCAACAGAAGAGUGACUUCCUGAGCUAGGCUUUAUUCCACAGCUGCUUGAAUAUCUAAAUAUGCAACACACUGCAUAUAUGCAACUUAAGGGAUGCAUUAAAGCUGGCUGAUUUUUUAAACUA
Messenger RNA from Rhinichthys klamathensis goyatoka, 988 nucleotides. RefSeq lists its product as uncharacterized. Gene Ontology annotation, cellular component: membrane; cytoplasm. NCBI's taxonomy places the organism in Eukaryota, Metazoa, Chordata, Actinopteri, Cypriniformes, Leuciscidae. Bases 165 to 893 code for a protein of 242 amino acids. The record is from RefSeq and is a predicted model, not a curated record. The transcript has 5 exons.